AUGGGGGACAAAAAAGGAGAGACUACCAAGAAACAGCAACAACAGCAGCAGCAACAUAUAUCAUCUUCUUCCGAUGACCCAGUUCAGGAAUCAGCAGAAAAUAUACAACAGCCGCAGCCACACCACCAGUCACCGCCGGUGGCGGUGGUGGUUUCUGGAGCCCCGUUUAUCUCUGCUCCCUUGUACAUCCCUAGUGGUGCAAGUUCAGGGUCCUUUGAUCCGCAGCUCCAAAAACAACAGUUUGAAGGCGUUAAUCCAAAGAGACCAAGAUACACUAGCGGUCAGUGGAAGCUCAUACCAUCUCCAUCUCAACAACAGCAGCAAAAGCAGACCCAGAUGAAUAUACUGAGUAGCGAGUCAAGCCCAUCUCCUUCGACUCACACCACCACCAACCCUCAAAACCAGCCUCAGCCUCACACCACCGCAGUUUCAUCAUCGGAUACAGCCUCAUCUCCUUCCCACUCUCCACGUCCUUGUCACUCUGCUGCCUCUGGUCAAGAGACCAACAAGCCAGAAGGAGUGGGAGAGCAGUUUCACCAUCAAUUCAGAAAGGGCAAGUACGUGAGUCCAGUAUGGAAACCAAACGAGAUGUUGUGGUUAGCCAGGGCUUGGAGAGUUCAGUAUCAAGGUGGCUCAGAGGGGUCUGGCUCGUCUUCAGCACCAGCAGAGGGAUCUCCGGCUACCGGAGGUGACUUGAGAGUCCAGCCGGCGAGAGGAAAGACUAGGGCAGAUAAAGAUAGAGAAGUUGCUGAGUUUCUAAACAGACAUGGGGUUAAUAGAGAUGCCAAGACCGCUGGUACUAAGUGGGAUAACAUGUUGGGUGAGUUUAGGAAGGUUUAUGAAUGGGAGAGAGGCGGAGAGAGAGAGCAAGUUGGGAAGAGCUACUUUAGACUUUCGCCUUAUGAGAGGAAGCUCCAUAGAUUGCCUGCUUCAUUUGAUGAAGAUGUGUUUGAAGAGUUGUCUCAAUUCAUGGGGUCAAGAAUGAGAACGCCUCAGAAUAGAGGACCUAUUAUUAUUUCCGGUGGUGAGGACAGUCGAUCUGAUCAGACAGCCACAAAGUUUUUGCCUCCACCUCCUCCUCUCAGAGAAGAAGACCUUCCUUUCUCUGCGAGGGUGAAGCAACUGGUCAUGACGGGUGGACUCAGUGGAGGUGAAACUUUCCCGCACGGGACUAGAGGGAGCUUAUUAGGGUUUGAGACUUCUUCUUUAGACCUUGUUGGCCCAUCAUCUUCAUCUUCGAAGGAGCUUCGUCGAAUUGGAAAGAUACGAAUGGUAUGGGAAGAAUCAGUUAGCUUGUGGGCUGAAGAUGGUGAGCACCACAGAGGAAGAGUGAAGCUUCAAGGUUCGAGCUUUUUAAACGCAGAUGAGCUUACAUUCUUGGAUGAUUCCAUGGCUGCUUGCACUAUGGAAGCCUUUGAAGAUGGGCCAUUGAAAGGCUUCUCUGUUGAUAGAUUCGUCUCUGGACAGCAAGUCAAAGUCUUUGGCCGAAGAAAGUCUUUCUCAGCUCCUGCUCCUCCUUCGGCUAUUCCUCCAUGGGAGUUUCAAGACCCAAGUGAGUACUACCUAGGUUGUUUGCGAGCUCCACCACAAACACUUCCAAGCUUAUUUGAGCUCUCAUGGCAUGUACAAGAACCACCGCUGGAGGAGCUACGUUUCCCUCUUCGGAAGGACGUAUACCGAGACUUGCCUCAAGGCAAAGAGCUCUUCUUCACCACCACCACCGAAUUAUUAGAUUGUAGAGCUAUAACAUUUGACCUGUUAAGCCCAAUUAUCCGAUUAAACCCUAGUCUUAGUGGUGUAACUGCCACAAGCAGAGACUCCUUCAUUGGCCUUUGGGAUGAUUGCAUCAACAGAAUCAUAUCUAAAUUCUCUUCUGUCGAAAUGGUGUUUGUAAGAAAGCCCUCUUCAUCAUUAUCAGAUGUAGUACAGGAUCAGUGGCCUAAUAUCACUGGAUUUCUAAGAAAUUUUUGCUUGUGGAGGGGGGAGGAGACUGAUCAAUCAAGGGAGGGCCAUCUUGAUCCUUCCUCGUCUAUUGUUGAAAAGCUUCUCUGGACUUACAUGGACCUUCCUUACUUGUUGGGCUACUAUGCUGUUGGCUACAUUGUGACUUUUUGUGCAUUAAGCCGUUCACAAGACCGUAUUAUCCGAACAGAUCUUUAUACAGUAGACCUAUCAAUGCCAACAGAGAGGCUAAAAACCCUAGUCCCUUGUUGGAAGAUUGCAGGCUUACUACCAUUGUUAGCUGAACGAUGCUUCAAUUAUUUCAACAAUGGCAACACUUACAAGCUCUUUCCCUACAGUGAUUUCGAGAGGAUUGAUUUGGGUAACGGAAAUGUUUUGGAAAUGACACCAAACACGGUGACUAGGUUCUUCUCAUCCAAAAGAAAAUGUGCUGCGGUGAAAGAGAUAUACGAUUUUCUGGAUCAUCGAAUCCCACACGCUGAAUUCAUCGUCCGAUCAUCGGAGAAAGAUUUGGCAUUGAUGUUCAAGCCUAGAGGGUGCAAGUUCAAACCCACAAAUUGUGAUCAACUGAUAGAAGCUCUCAAGCACGUAACAAAAGCAUUGGUUGCACUGCAUGAUCUCUCAUUCAUGCACAGAGACCUGGGUUGGGACAAAGUUAUGAGAAGUGAUAGAGAGAACGAAUGGUUCGUGACUGGGUUUGAUGAAGCUGUGGGAGCACCACAGAUUUACCCACAUGGUGCGGCGGCGAGUGGAAGGCACGCACCAGAGAUGGGUAGGGGUUUGCAUGGGGUGAAGGUUGACGUAUGGGGUGUGGGUCAGCUAGUUAAGACCUCUGGAUUGGUUGGUGUGCCUAAAUUGCUUAGAGAGUUGAUGAACAGGUGCUUGGACCACAACCCGGAGCAGCGGCCAAGCGCCGCCGACUGCUACCACCACUUGUUGCAGUUGCAGUCUUCCCUGUCAGCUGCCGCCGCCGGAGGGUAUUGA
This is a messenger RNA of Ilex paraguariensis (yerba mate), 2946 nucleotides long. Lineage: Eukaryota; Viridiplantae; Streptophyta; Magnoliopsida; Aquifoliales; Aquifoliaceae. The record is from the annotation of a GenBank genome assembly.